Molecule: messenger RNA, 1713 nt
Organism: Saccharomyces paradoxus
Lineage: Eukaryota; Fungi; Ascomycota; Saccharomycetes; Saccharomycetales; Saccharomycetaceae
Gene: VPS36
Product: ESCRT-II subunit protein VPS36
Exons: 1
Coding region: 1-1713 (570 amino acids)
Biological process (GO): protein transport to vacuole involved in ubiquitin-dependent protein catabolic process via the multivesicular body sorting pathway
Cellular component (GO): ESCRT II complex; late endosome membrane
Molecular function (GO): phosphatidylinositol-3-phosphate binding; ubiquitin binding
Source: RefSeq, a predicted model, not a curated record
AUGGAACACUGGCAUUAUGUGGAAACUACGUCAUCGGGUCAACCUCUACUUCGAGAAGGCGAAAAAGAUAUCUUCAUCGAUCAGUCUGUAGGCCUCUACCAUGGCAAAUCAAAGAUUCUGCAAAGACAGAGGGGCAGAGUAUUCUUAACAUCGCAAAGGAUCAUUUACAUCGAUGAUGCAAAGCCCACUCAGAACUCGCUUGGGUUGGAAUUGGACGACCUAGCAUAUGUAGACUAUUCCUCUGGCUUCUUGACCAGAUCACCUCGUUUGAUUCUGUUUUUCAAGGACUCCUCCAGUAAGGAUGAACUUGAUAAAAAUGCGGAUACAGCAAGUGCCGAUAUCGUUUCCACGUGGGUCUGCCCCAUCUGUAUGGUUUCGAACGAAACGCUGGGGGAAUUCACCAAGGACACUCUACCUGCGCCCAUUUGUAUUAAUUGCGGUGUGCCAGCGGACUAUGAACUCACCAAGUCUUCUAUAAAUUCUUCUAAUACAACAGACCCGAAUACAAGCUCAGGUAGUCGAUCCGGAGUAAACUCUGAGAAUAUUUGCCCCGCUUGUACUUUUGCUAAUCAUCCUGAAAUAGGAAAUUGUGAGAUUUGCGGCCACAGAUUGCCUAACGCAUCCAAAGUACGAUCAAAACUGAGCAAGUUGAAAACCUUUCACGACUCUAGAAUCCAUAUUGAGUUAGAAAAAAAUUCACUGGUUAGAAGCAAGAGCUCGCAUUCGCCGUCAUCGUCCUCACUUUCUACAGCAUCAUCCACAGAGUUCGUGCAACUGAGUUUCCGUAAAUCUGAUGGUGUUUUGUUUUCACAAGCCACAGAGAGAGCUUUGGAAAGUAUACUUACUGAGAAGAAUAAACAUAUUUUCAAUCAAAAUGUAGUUUCUGUGAAUGGUGUAGACACGAGAAAGGAGCCGAACCCCCACGAGUACAAUAAUGGCAUGCCAUUCAUAGAGACUAAAUUGAGCAGAAUUGGCAUAGCAAGCUUGGAAAAGUCUAGAGAGAACCAGCUUCUGAAUAAUGAUAUUCUCUUCAACAAUGCGUUGACCGACUUAAAUAAGCUGAUGUCGUUGGCCACCAGUAUCGAGAGAUUAUACAAAAAUAGCAACAUAACGAUGAAAAAUAAAACAACGAACUUCCAGGACGAAUCAACCUCAAGUGAAACAAAAACGAGGAGACCGCUAUUAAUACUUGAUAGAGAGAAGUUCCUAAAUAAAGAGCUGUUUUUGGAUGAAAUCGCGAGAGAAAUUUACGAGUUCACGCUGUCCGAGUUUAAAGAUUUGAACAAUGACAAUAGCAAUACCAACUAUAUGAUCAUAACUCUGGUAGACCUAUAUGCAAUGUACAAUAAAUCUAUGCGUAUAGGCACAGGCCUAAUAUCUCCCAUGGAAAUGAGAGAAGCAUGCGAAAGAUUUGAGGAUCUGGGUUUAAAUGAAUUGAGAUUAGUGAAGGUUAAUAAGAGGAUUCUAUGUUUAACAAGCGAAAAGUUCGACGUUGUAAAAGAAAAGCUAGUAGAUCUAAUUGGUGAUAAUCCUGGUUCUGAUCUCUUAAAAUUGACGCAGAUUUUGAGUUCCAAUAAUUCAGAAUCAAACUGGACCUUAGGUAUCCUUAUGGAGGUAUUACAAAAUUGUGUCAAUGAAGGUGAUUUACUGAUAGACAAGCAACUGAGUGGGAUUUAUUAUUAUAAAAACUCUUAUUGGCCCUCUCAUAUAUAA